GCUUAAUUGAAUUGGUCAUGCGGAGUGUAAUAAACUUAGGUUUUAAGCUAGAUUUACUCGUAAAUUAAAGUGUUACUGCCACGCUGACUGGUCGACAUGCAGUUGUGGUAUCUGUGCCUGUUUUUAAUAGCGCCCGUUGCUUCCCUAAAAGGUACUCAGAAUAGUACCCUCUGUAGGCCCGAUCUCUGCGCGGAAAAUGAGGUCCAUGUGGGCUGCAUUCCACCCAAGUCACCAGCCAAAUCGUGCGGCCAGAACAACCUCUUCUUGCGUGUGAACGGAGCCUUGAAGUUGGGAAUUCUUCACAGGAUCAACAUGUUGCGUAACUUUAUCGCCAGUGGAGCGGGCAACCUUUCGGUGGCCGCUCGCAUGCCGACGAUGGCCUGGGAUUACCACCUGCAGCGGUUGGCCGAUCGCCAGGUGCGUCAGUGCAACGAGGUGGGAAAGUUCUGUGCCAACACGGCGGACUAUCACUAUGUGACAACCACCACAAUUCGAGGCACAAUGGGACGGAGGAGCAGCUUGGAACAUCAGAUCUUGGAUAGAAUGCUGCCGGAGAUGUUCUUGGAUGUGUUGGGCUGUAAAAUGGACGAAAACAAGAGAAUUUUGCCCAUCAGAGAAGGCACCUGCGUGGGCCACUAUAUACCCCUGAUCCAGGACCAUGGCGACAUGAUGGGCUGUGGCCUGCGCUUGAAGACCAGGACAAAGAAAAAGUCGAAUGUGAUCCUGGUCUGCCACUUUUCGCGGGCCAGUGUGAACCAUCUUCCGCCCUACGAGGAGGGUAAGCUUCCGGGAGAGAAAUGCUUCACGGGUUCGAGCCAACUGUUUAAGUAUCUGUGUCACGAGGAUGAGGAGGUGGAUGCCAACAGCCUGAAGGUGGACACCAAGAUGCCGCUCACCUCCAUAAUGCAAAAUGUCACAAGUCACACUUGAUCUAUGAAUGAAUUUUGUAUAUGCAGAAGCUACUUAUAUAGGUCAAUAAAAUAAAAUAAAGAUA
Drosophila takahashii is the source of this 994-nucleotide messenger RNA. It is a transcript of the gene antr, whose product is annotated as antares. The record is from RefSeq and is a predicted model, not a curated record. Lineage: Eukaryota; Metazoa; Arthropoda; Insecta; Diptera; Drosophilidae.